AUGCUGAUAUUAGGUCGCAGAAGUUCAUCUCGAAUUAAUUCACAGGAUAUUUCAAGCCUACGACGUCGGUCUAGCGUUCAAGAUGGAAUUUCAAAGAAAGGUGUUUCUCAUAGUUCAAGAAAAUCAUCUACAGGAACACCACAAUUAAGAAGCAAACAAAAAGAAAAUGAUGUUGAUUUACAAACAGACAUGGAAUAUUCAAAUAUCAAUGAUAUUCAUAAUUCAAGUUCAUCCAAAAAUUAUGAAGAUGAAGAACAAAAUCCUCUUAAUACAUCAAAUGCUAGUGCUGAUACUAUUAUUGUUGAAGAUUUCAAUAAUAAUAAAAACUUACAAAAGCAACCAAUUGAAUAUUUUACACGUGUUAAUGGUACUGAUAGAGUCAAAUGUACCAUUUGUUCACGUGAAUGUAAAUAUAAUCCAUUUUCGGAUACAAACUUAAGAAGCCAUCUUGGAUUUAAACAUGUUUUUUAUUGCUACUUAUAUCCAUCUCAAAUUAAACAACGUGAGAAUCUUGAAAAGAAAGCUUCUAUUUUACCACACGUGAAAAAAGAACUUGAUAUAGCUGCAAUUAAAUGCAUAGUGAAGGAUGGUUUACCAUUUGGAACAUUUCGACGUCCUGGAAUGCAACAUUUUCUUGAUAUAAUUAAACCAGGUUAUUGUGGACCAUCCAGACAAACUGUUCGUAAACAUUUAGAUAAAAUGUACCAAGAACGAAGAUCUCCAUUAAGAGAAAAGUUUAAAACAGUUCCAUUUAUAUCUUUAACAACAGAUCUUUGGAUGAAUUCUCGACGACAUCAUUUCUUAGUAAUUAUUGCUCAUUAUUAUAAUGAACAUUAUGAAACAUUUUCAGAUGUUAUUUCCUUUCGAUCUUUUCGAGGUCGACACUUGAGUGCUCGAUUAAAAAAACUUAUUAUUCGGAAAAUUAAAAAAUUAGAAAUCGAAACAAAAAUUUUUUCUAUUACAACCGAUAAUGGUAGUGAUAUCAAAUCCAUAACAUCAUCACAAGAAUUCGGAAUAAGAUCUUCUUGCAAUGCUCAUAAUAUUAAUAGAACAAUAUCAACUGGUUUAGAUUUAUGGAAAAAAACAACAUCGAAAAGAUAA
Rotaria sp. Silwood1 is the source of this 1101-nucleotide messenger RNA. The record is from the annotation of a GenBank genome assembly. NCBI's taxonomy places the organism in Eukaryota, Metazoa, Rotifera, Eurotatoria, Philodinida, Philodinidae.